This is a messenger RNA of Momordica charantia (bitter melon), 7128 nucleotides long. RefSeq names its product SNF2 domain-containing protein / helicase domain-containing protein (gene PIE1). Gene Ontology annotation, cellular component: Swr1 complex. The record is from RefSeq and is a predicted model, not a curated record. Lineage: Eukaryota; Viridiplantae; Streptophyta; Magnoliopsida; Cucurbitales; Cucurbitaceae. Gene Ontology annotation, molecular function: ATP hydrolysis activity; ATP binding; histone binding. Gene Ontology annotation, biological process: chromatin remodeling.
UAUUUUUUUCCGUGGGGUUAAAAAUUAAUGGUUCAUAUACAAAAGAACACAAAAAUUCCCGAAUUCCGAACGCUGCCUCACCAGUUUCGCUCACUUUCCAGCCGUCGGAUCAUAUUUCAGUGGAUCACGGACCGUAGAUCGAGGGUUUUAUCCAGAACCACCGCCGUCGCCGGAGUUCGAGGAGCGGCGGAGGCGAUGAAAGUGGAGCUGCCAAAAACAAGGAUUGUAUUUCAGGAGCUCACUCAUUCGGAUCUGAGACUCACGCGCAGUGGAUCUCUUCUACGCUUUUCUUUUUUUCCAACUUCAAAAACCCUACACUCCCCCCUCUGAAACGGCCCACUUCAGAUAUUUAGGAUAUUCUUGGUGAAAGAUCGAGGGUAUUGUGGAGUAGAAACAAGUUGUAGCGCCAUGGUAGAUUAUUUGUUUUCGUUUUCGUGUGUUUGGAGCUUUGUUUGGUUGCGAAGAAAUAGUCGGAGUAGAGGAAAAGAAAUGAACGGUUCUUAAGUUGUGUAGCCAGCAUAUUAUCAAUACAGGAAAGCUAUGGCAUCUAAAGGUCCCAGGUCUAAACUUGAUCAUGAGACAAGAGCCAAGCGCCCAAAGAUACUUGAAGCUCCAAGAGAACCUCAUCGACCUAAAACACAUUGGGAUCAUGUUUUAGAAGAGAUGGUUUGGCUUUCAAAGGACUUUGAGUCUGAGCGGAAAUGGAAGUUAGCUCAGGCAAAAAAGGUUGCUUUAAGAGCUAGCAAAGGCAUGAUAGAUCAAGCUACAAGGGAAGAAAGGAAGUUGAAGGAAGAAGAGCAGCGGUUGAGAAAACUUGCUCUCAAUAUUUCAAAGGAUGUAAAGAAGUUCUGGGUGAAAAUAGAAAAGCUGGUGCUUUACAAGCAUCAGAUGGAGCUGGAUGAGAAAAAGAAAAAGGCACUCGACAAACACCUGGAGUUUCUUUUAGGGCAAACAGAAAGGUACUCAACAAUGCUGGCAGAAAAUCUUGUGGAAACUCAUAAACCUUUGCAGACGAAUUCUUCACAUGGGCUACACAAUGUUCACUUCCAAGAAAGGGAUGAAAACAGAACUGUUGAUGAACCCCCAGAGUUUAAUGAUGAACACGAGUCAGAUUUUGUGGACUUUGAUGAAGAAUUUGAUUUAAGAUCAGAAGAUGAAUCAGAAGAUAACGAGCAUACCAUUGAUGAAGACGAGGCCCUGAUAACUGAAGAAGAAAGGCAAGAGGAAUUGGAGGCUUUGCACAAUGAAGUUGAUCUUCCUCUUGAAGAGCUUCUUAAAAGAUAUAAAGGAGAGAAAGAUGGUAUGGAAGGAAGCCCUGAAACAAGUACAGGAGGAGCUGAAGAGACAGCAGGAGAAGAAGGUCAUGGAAAAGAGAAUGAAUGUUCUACAUCGCACAAGGUUGACGAAAUUGACUCACUUGGUUUCGCCGGUCGUCGUUGUAAUCAAAUAAAUGGGGAAUCAUCCAGUGUACAAAACCAUACAGAAAGAGAGAUCUGUGAAACAGAAAAUCUAUCCAUGCUAUCUAUGGAGUUUUCCAAGGACAAUGCAUUAUAUGAUUUCAGUGAAGAACAUGAAGAUGAUGACUAUGAUUUUGCUGGUGGAGAAGAAAAGGAUGAUGAAACAACUUUGUCAGAGGAGGAGAAACUGGAAAAUGUGGAUUCAAACAAUGCCAUGGAUGAGAUUUCAAUGCUGCAAAAUGAGAGUGAAAUACCUAUAGAAGAACUACUUGCAAGGUAUGAAAAGGAUCACGACAAUGAUCAUGAUUCAGAUAAUGAAGCUGAAAAUGCUUCUGAUUUUUCAGACACCCUUGUGGAUACUCCAUCUCAUGAAGAUAUUGAGCCAAAACAUCUUGAUGUCUGUGUGCAUGAAAAUAACGACCCCAGUAAAUCUCACUCAUCUGCAAGUUCACCUCCAGAGAGGAAAGGGUCCUUAGAAAGUUCUGAAGAAAGGGAGAGUGAGGACAGAAUUUUCGAUGCUGCAGCUGCAGCAAGAUCUGCACAACCAACCGGCAACACAUUCUCCACGACUAAAGUUCGUACAAAAUUCCCUUUCCUUGUUAAGCACUCUCUACGUGAAUAUCAACAUAUUGGCUUGGAUUGGCUUGUGACUAUGUAUGAGAAAAGACUAAAUGGGAUUCUUGCUGAUGAAAUGGGGCUUGGGAAGACAAUCAUGACCAUUGCUUUGCUUGCUCACCUUGCUUGUGAAAAGGGAAUAUGGGGUCCCCAUCUUAUUGUGGUUCCAACGAGUGUCAUGCUUAAUUGGGAGACUGAGUUUCUUAAAUGGUGUCCUGCUUUUAAAAUUCUUACUUACUUUGGAAGUGCAAAAGAGCGCAAGUUUAAGAGGCAAGGAUGGAUGAAACCAAACUCAUUUCAUGUUUGCAUAACAACUUACAGGUUGGUUAUCCAGGAUUCUAAAGUUUUCAAACGGAAGAAGUGGAAAUAUCUAAUACUAGAUGAAGCUCAUCUAAUUAAAAAUUGGAAGUCACAAAGGUGGCAGACUCUCUUGAACUUCAAUUCUAAACGACGGAUUUUACUAACUGGUACCCCCCUUCAAAACGAUCUGAUGGAACUCUGGUCCUUGAUGCACUUUUUGAUGCCCCACAUUUUUCAGUCUCAUCAGGAAUUUAAGGAUUGGUUCAGCAAUCCAAUUUCUGGAAUGGUAGAGGGGCAGGAAAAAGUGAAUAAGGAAGUUCUUGAUCGCUUGCACAAUGUUCUCCGCCCCUUUUUACUUCGUCGGCUGAAAAGAGAUGUAGAGAAGCAGCUCCCGAAGAAAUAUGAGCAUGUCAUAAACUGUAGAUUGUCAAGAAGGCAGCGCCAUUUGUAUGAAGACUAUAUUGCUAGUUCAGAAACACAAGCUACCCUUGCCAGUGGCAAUUUCUUUAGUAUGAUUAAUGUUAUUAUGCAACUUAGAAAAGUUUGUAACCAUCCUGAUUUGUUCGAGGGUCGUCCAAUCAUCAGUUCUUUUGAUAUGGCAGGCAUUGUCAUACAGUUGAGUUCUUCUGUAUGUUCUGCACUAUCACCUAGCCGGUUUUCUACAGUCGAUCUUAAGGGGUUGGGACUUCUAUUCACUCAUCUUGACUUUAGCAUGACUUCAUGGGAGAGGGAUGAAGUGAGAGCUAUUGCUACCCCAUCGAGUUUAAUCAAGGGGUGUACUGAUGUGAAUAAAACUGAGGAAAGUGGAGCUGGAUUUAGAUAUCGGAAGAGAUUCCAUGGAUCGAGUAUUUUUGCAGACAUUCAAAAUGCCAUUAUGGAGGAAAGAGUAAGGCAGGCAAUGGAACGAGCAGAAGCUACAGCAUGGUGGAAUUCCUUGAGAUGUGACAGAAAGCCAAUUUAUUCGGCAUCCCUUAGGGAUUUAGUGACGGUAAGGCAUCCGGUUUAUGAUUUAUACCAGCAUAAGGCGAAUCCCUCAUCCUAUUGUUAUUCCUCAAAAAUAGCUGACAUUGUCCUUUCACCAGUGGAACGUUUCCAGAUGAUGAUGGGCUUAGUUGAAAGUUUCACGUUUGCAAUACCAGCUGCACGGGCUCCACCGCCUCUGUGCUGGUACAGUAGAGGCCAUUCUGACGUGCUUCUGCAUCCAUCUUAUGAGCAAAAUUGCUCCCGACUCAUGUUUCCCCUUCUAACUCCAAUAAGAUCUGCAAUUAUUCGGAGGCAAGUGUAUUUUCCAGACAGGAGGCUGAUACAAUUUGAUUGUGGCAAAUUGCAGGAACUUUCUAUCCUGCUAAGGAAACUAAAAUCUGAAGGUCACCGAGCAUUAAUAUUCACCCAAAUGACAAAGAUGCUUGAUAUCUUGGAGGCUUUCAUCAAUCUGUAUGGUUAUACUUACAUGCGUCUGGAUGGAUCCACUCAGCCUGAGGAGAGACAGACGUUAAUGCAGCGAUUUAAUACCAACCCAAAAAUUUUCCUUUUCAUAUUAUCAACUCGAAGUGGGGGUGUAGGUAUCAAUCUUGUUGGUGCAGAUACUGUUAUCUUUUAUGACAGUGACUGGAACCCUGCUAUGGAUCAACAAGCACAAGACCGCUGUCAUCGCAUAGGACAGACACGUGAAGUUCAUAUAUAUCGUCUAAUUAGUGAGAGCACCAUUGAAGAGAAUAUCUUAAAGAAGGCAAAUCAGAAGCGUGCUCUUGAUAAUCUUGUUAUUCAAAGUGGUAGUUACAACACUGAAUUCUUCCAGAAGCUUGAUCCUAUGGAAUUGUUCUCAGGUCAUAGGUCUCUUGCCAUAAAAAAUAUGCAAAAGGAAAAAAAUCACCCCACCAAUGGAAAUGAGGUUUCUGUAUCUAAUGCGGAUGUGGAGGCUGCUUUGAAGUUUGUUGAAGAUGAAGCAGAUUAUAUGGCUUUGAAGAAAGUUGAAGAAGAAGAAGCUGUGGAUAAUCAGGAAUUUACUGAAGAGGUUAUUGGGAGGAUGGAAGAUGAUGAGUUUAUGAAUGACGAUGAUAUGAAGCUUGAUGAAGGUGGAGAUCAAGCUGGUGACAUUGUUAUGUCAAACAAAGACAAUGAGGCAAUAAUACAUGGAGCUAGUGAUCCUAAUGAAGAGAGAGCUGUAAUUGUAGCUACCAAAGAAGAUGAUGUUGACAUGCUGGCAGAUGUCAAGCAAAUGGCUGCAGCAGCUGCUGCAACUGGACAAACCAUAUUGUCCAUUGAUGAUCAGCUACGGCCAAUAGAUCGAUAUGCAAUACGUUUUCUGGAACUGUGGGAUCCUAUACAUGACAAAGCAGCUGUGGAAUCAGAUGUCCAGUUUGAGGAGACAGAAUGGGAACUGGACCGUCUUGAGAAGUAUAAAGAGGAGAUGGAAGCUGAGAUUGAUGAAGAUGAAGAACCUCUUGUAUAUGAAAGUUGGGAUGCUGAUUUUGCAACUGAAGCAUAUAGACAGCAAGUUGAGACCCUGGCACAACAUCAGUUGAUGGAGGAUUUGGAAUAUGAGGCUAAGCGGAAAGAAGAAGAAGAGGCUGAAAAUGAUCCCACGAGGAAUGCAACACCCAGUGAACCAAAACCUAAGUCUAAAAAGAAAUCCAAGAAAACCAAGUUCAAAUCUCUGAAGAAGGGUUCUCUUUCUUCUGAGUUGAAGUUGGUGAAAAAAGAAGCAUCGAUGGAGUUCAUGUCUACAGAUGAUGAAGAUAUAUGUAGUGAUGAUAUCCUUGAAUCAUUAUCAGCUCAGUCAAGCUUACAGAAAAAACGUAAGAGGGCUGAAUUUAGUCUUGAUAGCGAGUCAGGAAAAUCCCUGAAGAAAAAAUCUAAAAAGUUCAGGAAAAAUAUUGGGGAUAUUUCCUCACUUGAUCUACAGCCCAAUGCGUCAGGUGUGCAAUGUGAUGAAGCUAUAGAAGUUAAACCACGCGAGAAUGGUGUUGAUCUUGAACAUAAAUUAGUUGGCCGUAGUAGAAUGGGAGGGAAGAUAUCUAUUACAUCCAUGCCAGUGAAGAGAGUAUUAAUGAUAAAACCGGAGAAGCUAAAAAAGGGGAAUAUUUGGUCAAGGGAUUGUGUUCCUUCCCCAGACUUUUGGUUGCCGCAGGAGGAUGCAAUAUUGUGCGCAAUGGUACAUGAAUAUGGCACACAUUGGAGUUUGAUCAGUUCAACCCUAUACAGUAUGACUGCUGGUGGGUCUUAUAGAGGGAGAUACCGCCAUCCUGUUCAUUGUUGUGAGAGGUAUAGGGAACUCAUACAAAGGUAUGUCAUAUCUGCACCAGAUAAUCCUAAUAAUGAGAAGACCACAAAUGCUAGCUCUGGAAAAGCUCUUCUCAAAAUCACAGAGGAAAACAUUCGAGUACUGUUAGACAUAGCUGCUGAGCAGCCUGAUGGAGAGCACCUACUUCAGAAGCACUUCACUGCCCUGCUCUCAACCGUGUGGAAGGCUAGAUCACGUGGCGACUGUUGUUUAGAUACCUCACUUUAUCGGAAUGGUUUUUAUUCUGGUGGAAGGUAUUUUGCAACUGGUAACCACAUUUCUCGAUAUUUGGGAAGGGAAACUACAGGGAAGUUGAAAUUUGGUAACCCAGGACACAAUUAUAAGUUACUAGCUGCUGCACUUAGCGAUGCUGGUUGUAUGAGGAAAGAUGAUAAAAAGUCCCAUCCCUAUCAUGGGGAACGUGCAUCAGUCACUACAGAGCAGUUGGAGUUAAUACUCGAGUUCGAGGGGGAGGAUGAUCAUAACAUGCCAUUUCCAUCUUCCAUUAACUUAUCAGUAUCUGAUUCAGUUUACUUGCCCUUGAUGAACAUGGAUACAUGUGAAUCUUCCGAUGUUCGGAGGCGGAAGGGAGUUGCUGAGGGCCGAUUGAGGGAUGCUGCUAGAGCUUGUAAUGAAGAUUUCCAUGGAUGGGCUUCUUCUGUAUUCCCGAUAAAUGAUCUCAAGUCUCGCUCUGUGCCGAAAUCACAAUCGUUUGGAAAGCAUAAGCUGGCAGUCACUGACUCUUCCAAGUCUUCUAAAUCCAAGUUCAGAAAGACUGGAGCAGACCAUGGAGAGAGUUCCCACCUGAUUGCUGACCCAGUGGUGCAUCAGAUGCCAUCGGUUAUCCCGGAGGAUGUCCAUAACUUAUAUUCCCUCAGUUCACCAAUUAUUACAGACUACUCAUUCCCAUUUGGCAUGAAUGAGUAUCCAUCACCAGUAGAAGAACCAGAAAGUCUGGGGAUGGUCCCUGAUAACUAUAUCCCGGGUUUGAUUUCAGGUCUCGACAUAAGCCCCAACUUUACCGAUAUUGGCUAGGUUCCUCCACAUAUCCAACCAAGCCAUUUAUCUGAACUGAAGCUAUCUUAAUUACCACAGAACAAGGAUCAUUCUGAGGCCACUACCCAGUUAGCCAAGAUAUUAUGAUCAAGUUCCAACCUUCAACUUCCAUUGCCAGGAUGAAUCUGAUCUACUUCUCUUUCUGGGAAUUUCAUUGAAGGAUUUUGGCCAAUGUAGCUCUUUGCACAGGUUGGAUGCACGGUUUUCUUGUUGAGAAUCUAAGCAUCGGUUCGGGAGGACAAAAGAACCGAAAGGGACUCGAUAUUCGAUGUUCUUUGGGAAAACUGUGGUAGUUAUAUUGAGGAUUUUAGUCUCUGUUGCAUGUUUUCCCACAUAGGAUUGGGUAGGGCUGGAAAAAUGUUGAUAAUUGAAAUUUCUGGAAGAAAAUGAUAUACCCAAUUUUUGUCUAUUCUUUCA